AUGCGUGCUGUGAUCGCUUUGGUUUCGCUGUACUCGCUGGUAACGGCUUCGAAGCUAUGUCUACAGGCACCCUGCAUCCCUCAGGCCAUUGAUGCGGAUUUCACGUUUAUUAUCGAUGCUUCUAGCGCUGAUUCAGGAAACGAUUUUUUUAAGCUAAAACAAUGGCUUCUUGAUUUUAUCUCGCAAUUGACAUUGACAGACGCAGAUACACAGGUAGCAAUCUAUACGUAUGCGGCUACAGCCAAGUCAUAUGGCAGCUUGUCGGCAAGCAAUAACAGAACGGUCCUCAUAAACUCGAUCAACUCUAUCGUACAAGAAUACACCAGCUCUAAAGACCUCUAUCAGGUACUCACGAAGGAGGAAUCAGAGGUCGUAGCAUCGACAGGUUUUCGCAGUGGAUAUAAGCAUAUCAUGGUCGUCAUAUCUGCUGAUGCAUGGACAGGAACAAACGUCAUUGGCAGCCCGUUACUGAAACAAGUCCAGAAGAAGUACGAUAUGGUACUAGCUGUAGGAUUCGGGGCAAAAUCAGUGCAGAAUCAAGCUACAGUUUUAAAUCAACUGACAGGAGAUCCGAGUCACGUGUUCUACGCAUUCUCAAGCGAUCAACUACAGUUUGUCAGCCAGUGGCUUUACAUUAACGGAUGUCCAAAUGUUGGCAUGCCUACGACGAUUGCCACACCCAGUCCUCCAGUACCAACACAGAAUCCCGCUAUCCCUUGUCAGCUUAGCGGGCUAAACUAUGAUGUCUACUUAGUCGUUGAUACUUCUGCUGCAAUGAGCGCAAGCGAUUUUUCGCAGCUCAAACAAGCACUUAUUGGUUUUACCAACCCUUUCCCAUUUGGUGACGGCAAAACACAGUUUGCACUGGUGUCGACAGCUAUAGACUCAGAGCUCUACGGGACCAACUUCCACAACGGGCAGGACAGGGAAACCCUUGUCAACACGCUUUCUACACUUUCUCAAGAUGCAUCACAAGGACAGACACUCAAACUAUGGGACACUGAUCCAAUCCAAUACAUGAAACAACUGUCACAAACCUACGGUGUCAAAGCGGUAGCCGUGCAGUGGACAUCAGGCGCAGACCUCAGCUCGUUGACUUCUUUUGCCGGAGGAUCUUCUUGCACCAACGCAGCAAAUAACCGUGCUAACAUGGUCACUUGGCUCCAAACCAAAAUGUGCAGGUUCGUGAGCGGAGCUCUGCAUAAUAAGCGGAAACUAACCAGGAUGUUUCAGUCAGUCGUUCUGUCUGUAAAAUGA
Molecule: messenger RNA, 1257 nt
Organism: Cylicocyclus nassatus
Lineage: Eukaryota; Metazoa; Nematoda; Chromadorea; Rhabditida; Strongylidae
Source: the annotation of a GenBank genome assembly